UAAAAGUAAGAUAAUGCAUAAAAAAUGGUUAAUUAUUAUUAUUUUUUUUUUAAAGAGGAAGGUGCCAAAAAUCAUGGUUUCUACCAAUGUGGAGGCGCCAUGUUUCCGAAGCAAGCAGUUCUUUUAACGGCAACGGACGUUCGGGGCAUGGAAAAGUUGACCGAGCCACAGCCUCGGCGCCCGUGAGUUCGCGCGUAAUUUUGCUGUAAGUGCCACGUCAUCAUAGGCAUAAUUCGACACGUGUCACCCAUUCCAUAUUAGGGUUCCGACUCGGCGUUCUCUGGUUCGGGGCAGCUGCUUCGUUUGUGUGGUCCUUCUCUUCCCUGACUUUUUGGCAGAAAUUGGAGAAUCCCUCUCUCUCUCUCUUCCCGUCUCUCUCGGUCCAAUCAAAUUUCAACUUCAACUACUUUGCCCUGCCAUGUCUACGCCGCCUUCACUGUUGCGCAUCAGUAAAUAACUGAAAUCAAAACCUGAUCAUGGUGAUGCUUGUCUUCCAAGAUUUUGGGUUGGUUGGAAUGGGUUAAUAUAUUUGAAGGCCUACUUGGCUGCUCUGGAACCAUACCUGGAUUUGAGAAUAUUUUAUCAUUAUUUUCCGUGUCUGCUUGAAAUUGGAAUAUAGAGCUUAUCUACGAGCAUAUGGCAGAAGACAGUCCAAGGAUCAGUGGGCUUUCUUCUGGGUUGGCUGUUAUUUUAAGUGAUAAUGAUCACAGAGGGAGUUCAUCGAAGAGCCGGUGUUUUUCGUAUUGUGAUGAAUUCCGUCAUCAAUCUGUUGAGCGGACACUUGAAUAUGUAUUUGGUCUCCCCAACAAAUCCAUUGAUCCUGUGACUAGUCCAAUUGAUACGGAUCUUAUUCGCUCCAUCAUAAAGAAUAGAUUCUCAGAACUUGCUUAUCCAAUUGCCCCAUAUGGUGAGGGAGAUGGCAUAUGUAUUGUUGAUAAUGGUUUGGGGCCUAAUGUAGUCUGUAUUGAGAAAGUCAGCAUCUGUGGUGAUAUGAGGAUAGUUAAGCCGCCUUUAAUUAUGGAAAGUUUUUCGAUGUUUAGCAGUUCUAGGGCCAAUGCUUGCGUCUGGAGUGGAAAAUGGAUGUAUGAAGUUAUUUUAGAAACUUCAGGUAUACAACAGCUUGGAUGGGCAACUCUUGCUUGCCCUUUCACUGACCACGAGGGUGUUGGUGAUGCAGAUGAUUCCUAUGCUUUUGAUGGAAGAAGAGUUCGCAAAUGGAAUAAGGAAGCUGAGAGGUAUGGUCAGUCUUGGGUUGUUGGGGAUGUUAUUGGAUGUUGUAUUGAUUUGGAUAGAAAUGAAAUCUCGUUCUACAGGAAUGGCAUCUCACUUGGGGUGGCAUUUUCUGGGAUUCGCAAGAUGGGUCCUGGUAUUGGAUAUCAUCCAGCAAUAUCUCUAUCUCAAGGUGAGAGAUGUGAAUUAAAUUUUGGUGCUCACCCGUUUAAAUACCCUAUUGAUGGCUACUUCCCCCUUCAAGCACCCCCAUCGAUAGACAGUUUUGCUUCCCAUAUGUUGAAAUGCUUAUUGAGGAUUUUGGAAGAGAAACGUAUAGAAUGCCUUGAGAUUAACUCUACUGAGAAAUUGAGGAGACUGAAAAGGUUUGUUUCAGUUGAAGAACUAUUUCAUCCUGUCUCUCAUGGGAUUUGUGAUGUAUUCUUCUCUGCACUUGAAGCUGAUACAAAUGGUAUUGAGUAUAUAGGAUGGGGUCCUUUUUUGUCAUUCAUGAUGGAAGUCUUUGGACCACAGCCACCCCAUAAUCACUUAAGCUUAGAUAGAAUUAUGGAUGUUCUUCUAAGGAGUCAAGGCUCCCUAGCGUUGUUUGAGCAUUUAAUAAACGCCCUUUCAUGUAGCUGUAAAACAUCACCUCUAAUUUUAACUGAAUGCCCAUAUUCAGGAUCCUAUUCCUAUCUCGCAUUGGCUUGUCACAUAUUCAGACGUGAAGAAUUAAUGGUGCUUUGGUGGAAGUCAGUUGAUUUUGAAUUCCUCUUUGAAGGGUUUUUAUCACGGAAGAAUCCAAAUAAGCAGGACCUUGAGUAUAUGAUGCCUUCAGUUUGGUGGCCUGGUUCACGCGAGGAUGUAUCAUAUGAAAGUAGCAUGGAUUUAACUACAACAGCUCUAUCUGAAGCAAUUAAUGAGAUUGAGGAGAAGCAUAGAGAUCUUUGCCGCCUAGUCAUUCAGUUCAUACCACCCACAACAUCUCCUCAAUUACCAGGAUCAGUAUUUAGGACAUUUUUACAGAACCUAUUAUUGAAGAACAGAGGAGCUGAUCGUAGUGCAUCCCCUUCUGGAGUUCUAAGUAAUUCUAUUGUUGUUUCUCUAUAUGCUGUGAUACUUCAUUUUUUAUCUGAAGGAUUUGGAAUAGGCAGUGUUUGUGACUGGUUGAGAAGUAGUGAAACUGAUGGUCCUGAUAUUGGUUUUCUUCAUAGAGGUGGGCAGCGCAGUUUCCCUGUAUAUUUGUUCUUUAAAGAUGAGUCUCAUCAAACUGUGACAGCUAGGCUUGGAGGUUCAUACAAUCAUAUAUUAAAAUUGCAUCCUCCUUGUGAUCAAGAAGUUGAAGUAAUUCGUUGGGAGGAAGGUUGCAUGGAUGACAAUGAGACCAGAGUAACUCAUUCAACCAGGCAAAAGCCAUGUUGCUGUUCAAGCUAUGAUGCUGAAUGCAUGAGAAGUUCAAAAGAUCCUAUGAAAUAUGCUAUCAGAAGUUCUCGUGGAAUUCCCAUGCAUGAUAGAUCUGCUCAUGUUGCUACUGAAUGUACUGCUGGAAAUUUGAAUGAUGAAAUAACUGACAAACCGAGUUCAAGUGAACAAUCUGAUACAGAGUUUGGAUAUUGCCCAAUGCAGCAGCAGAUGAGGAUUGUACAAAGGGAGACUAAUACAUCUUCAGCUACGUUAAGAGAAGAAGAACUAUUAGACUUCUUGCUUCUCUUUUAUCACAUGGGACUUGCACCAGAUUUUAAGCAGGCAUCACAUUACAUGUCACACCAAUCUCAGUUAAUAGCUCUUCUUGAAGAAACUGAUAAACAAAUAAGAGAGCGAGCUUGUAGGGAGCAAUUAAAGCGUCUAAAAGAAGCUCGUAGCACUUACAGAGAUGAAGUGAUCGAUUGCGUAAGACAUUGUGCAUGGAAUCGCAUUUCGUUGUUUUCCCGAUGGAAGCAAAGAGGAAUGUACGCAAUGUGCAUGUGGACUGUACAAUUGCUUCUUGUUCUCAGCAAAAUGGAUUCAGUGUUUGUUUAUAUCCCUGAAUUUUAUGUUGAAACACUGGUGGACUGUUUUCAUGUGUUACGUAAGGGAGAUCCUCCAUUUGUGCCUUCUACUAUAUUUCUCAAGCAAGGGCUUGCUUCAUUCGUAACAUUUGUAGUUAAUCACUUCAAUGAUCCAAGGAUAUCAAGUGCAGAUCUAAAAGAUCUGCUUCUUCAGUCCAUAUCAGUUCUUGUACAGUACAAAGAAUAUUUGGUCACUUUUGAGAGCAAUGAAGCAGCUACCAAAAAGUUGCCAAAGUCAUUGCUAUUAGCAUUUGAUAACAGAUCCUGGAUCCCUGUUACGAACAUUCUUCUGCGACUGUGCAAAGGUUCCGGCUUUGGUUCUUCAAAACAUGGAGAAUCAUCAUCAUCAUCUAUUAUAUUUCAGGCACUACUACGAGAGGCGUGUGUCACUGAUGAAGGCCUGUUCUCACCCUUUCUUAAUCGCCUAUUCAAUACUCUCAGCUGGACUAUGACUGAAUUCUCAGUUUCAAUUCGAGAAAUGCAAGAAAAAUACCAGGUAUUAGAUUCUCAACAAAGAAAAUGCAAUGUCAUAUUUGACCUCUCAUGCAAUCUUGCAAGGGUUCUGGAAUUCUUUACACGCGAGAUCCCUCAAGCAUUCCUGUUAGGAACUGAUACAAACCUUAGAAGGUUGACUGAGUUGAUACUUUUUAUACUGAACCAUGUAACUUCAGCAGCAGAUGCAGAGUUCUUUGACUUGUCACUUAGACGCAAUGGACAAUCUUUGGAGAAAGUAAACAGAGGCAUGAUAUUGGCUCCUCUUGUUGGAAUCAUCUUGAAUCUGUGGGAUGCUAGUGCAGAGCUGAAGAACAAAGAAUAUAAUGACGUUGUUGGCAUUUUUGCAAGCAUGGAAUGUCUAAAUACUGUAAACUGUGGAUUACGGCUUCUGUUGGAUUACAACUGGGCUGGAUCCUUUAGGGGUGAUGGUUAUGUUGCAAAACUUGAACGGCUUGAGAACUUUUUAAGCCUUCUUCUCUAUCGAAUGGAGUCUUCAGCUUUCGAUAAUUCAGCAUUCAGUGACCAAACAGAUGCUAAUGAUAGCAUGUGCUGCAUCUGUUAUGAAAGAGAAGCUGAUACGUGUUUUAAACCUUGUUCACACCGGUCGUGCUAUGGUUGUAUUUCCAGGCAUCUUUUGAAUUGUCAGAGAUGUUUCUUUUGCAACGCACCAUUGGAGGAUGUUAUGAGGGCUGGUACUAAUUAGACAUUUUAGUGAGUAAUCACGUUCCACUCAAUGGAAAAAGAAAUAAGACAGCACCAAUUUUGGUGGUGCAAACCUAGCAACCAAUGAACUUUGACGUCUGAGUAGGCAAUCUUUGCUGAUGCAUAAAGAAGUCCUAUCAGAGGAGGCAUUAUUUAAUUUAAUUAUUAUUACUUUUUGCUCCUUUUUUUAGGAGGGCUGGGAGGGGAGGUAGAGGAAGUUUCAAUCAAAUUUGAAUAUGGUUCACAGAAGAGUAGAAAUAUAAAUUUGUACAGGUGUAUAAAUAUGGUUAAAAGUCAAAGCAUAUUCGGUUAGGGAGAAUAUGUUAUAGCAUAGACCAUGGUUAGGGAAUUUUGUAGUAAGAAGUUUGAGGGGCCUUAAUUCUGUAUAUAUGAGAUGUAAAUACCAAGGAAAAUACUUGUUGGCUCUCCCUUCUCUCUAUCGUCUUCUCUGACUUGGUGAAUCAUUAUAAUUUUGUUUAAUCAUAGCAUACCUGUCCAUAGAGAUCCGUUCCUCAAAUGCAGCUUCUCUCUUGGUGUCUCUCAACGGAUUUCGACUAUAGCCUGCCUCAUUCCUCUGAUAUUCAAGGAAUUUUAAAUGAGAAUUGGAGGAAAAGGAAGGUGUCCACCAUCACAAUCUGUCCUGCCUUCUGGUUCAAGAGCUAAAAAGACAGCAGUAUGGAGCAGAAAGUGGCAUUGCUAACAAACAAUAUUUACUAAAAGGAAGAUGCAGCUGACAGACCGCCCAUAACAGCAGCAGUCGGGUUCUCUUCUGCCAAUUGCACAGAUUGAUUUGCUGCUCUGAUGGCGCGGUGGAGCUCGUGCUCUUCAUUCGUAACUGCUAGAGAGCGAAGUUAUGAAGUUCUAAUGCCUCCACAAGUGAUUUUGAUCCAAUUUUCGAGAUUGAUCCUUGGAAGAAAGGAGGUAUUGUUGGAAAUGAACCAAGUAGUGAGUGGGCAGAGAAACAAGGGCACUGGCCUCUUGAAGAGUUCCCCCAUGUAUUACCAUACAAGUGAGUUUUCUGUCGGUUCUCUGUGUAAAUACGUUUACUUAGUAAAAUCUAUAUGCCGCGCACCAUUAUAGCGAGUGCAAAAUAUUCCUUCAUUUGGAAUUCGGUUGUCUCCCCUUAUAAUUAGGGAAUUCAUGUUCUAAUGAUUAUUCUAGUAGGUUUAGAGACAUGCUGAUUAUUCAGCUCCAUAUUCUGCAUCUUGGAGUAACUAAUGACCAUUUGAUAAAUGCAGUGGGAAAACGGUUUUUGCUUCAUAGAGGAAAAUGACUGUAGUUUAUUUGUGAAGUGAACAUUACAUUUUUUUGUUGGUUAAA
Messenger RNA from Momordica charantia (bitter melon), 5774 nucleotides. RefSeq names its product E3 ubiquitin-protein ligase RKP. Gene Ontology annotation, molecular function: ubiquitin-ubiquitin ligase activity; protein binding. Lineage: Eukaryota; Viridiplantae; Streptophyta; Magnoliopsida; Cucurbitales; Cucurbitaceae. Gene Ontology annotation, cellular component: cytoplasm; ubiquitin ligase complex. Gene Ontology annotation, biological process: ubiquitin-dependent protein catabolic process; protein ubiquitination. The record is from RefSeq and is a predicted model, not a curated record.